This is a messenger RNA of Drosophila obscura, 1825 nucleotides long. RefSeq lists its product as uncharacterized. The coding region runs from base 87 to 821 and encodes 244 amino acids. The record is from RefSeq and is a predicted model, not a curated record. The transcript has 2 exons. NCBI's taxonomy places the organism in Eukaryota, Metazoa, Arthropoda, Insecta, Diptera, Drosophilidae.
UUUAAUAAUUAUCCAGACAACUGGUGGAGAUCUACCACAAAGCAGCCCACACCCAGAUUUGUUACCUGAAACCCGGCAUAUCCUCGAUGGCCAACGGUAAUAAUAAGGGGACUGAAGCUGCUUCUGGACACGGACACGGUGCCAGUGCUGGUGCCGGUCCCAGGCCUGGAGCCGGCUCGGGCAUUGGCGGCUCCUCCAAGCUGUCCCUUUGCCUGAUACACUUCGUCCUGGCCAUUAGCUCGGGACUGGGACUAAAGCACAGCAUUGGCCGCUAUGCCCAGGCCGCCUUUGGCAUUUUCUUCGGCCACAGCCUGCUGUGUCUGCUGCGGCACACACAUCCCAAUCCGGGAACAGUGCAACGCCAAAUCUGCGACAAAUCGCGCCGCUACGCCUCGGUGCUCUUCAUCACCCUCAUCAUUGGCGAGCUGCAGCAACUGAACAGGCAGCUGCAGUUGGGCACGAUUGCCGGCGCCGACUGGCAGUGGAUCUCCCUGAUGCUGUGGUCCACCACCCUGACGCUGGCCAUCAGCAAUCAGUGCCUGGGCGGCCGUAGCGCCUUGGGAGCGAAGAUCGUUCAGCUGGAUGCCGCCAAUCAGGGCCUGUGUGUCGUCUGGAACAUCUACUGUCUGUGGCACAUUGCGAUUGUCGAUGAGUUCUGGUGGUCGCUCGGUCUGGCCCUGCUCGUGCUCAUGAAUCACUUUGUUCUGUGGCGCCUGCCGCUGCAGUUCAACAUCACCCAAAUGGAGGUCGGCACGGUGGGCAUGUGCUUCUCCGUCAUCUUUGCCAUCAAUGCCAUUCAGGAGCAAUUGGAUGCCAGCUGAGGGCCGGUGCUCUUGCCCUUGUAUACCACCCCCCCUGAUGGUGGUGGUGCCGGAGGCUCAUUUAAGGUUUCCGAUUGAUUAGGAUUUCAUUCCAUAUACCUGUGGCAAGAUAUCUUUCAUGGACUUUUUGGAACAUUUUCAUGGAGAUCUGUAAAGGCAUUUUGGAUUGAGCUGCUUGGCAUAGGAUUGGUGUGUGUGUGUGCUUUGAGGUUUAUGUUUACGCUUCCCAUUCCAUAGAUCUAGAUUCUAGAGAAACGAAGAGGCUCUUGGUGGCAUGUUUUCCGCAGAUUCCAGGCAGUUAAACUAAACUUAAAACGUCAAGAAUGAAUAUAGAUUACAUAUAUUAAUAUUAAUUAAGGCAAAAGCCAUGUCUUGGUAUAUGUAAGUGACCAGAAUCUGGCAGGGCAGCUCAUCGUUAGCCCCUGCAUUCGUUCCCGAUGAUUGCCAAGGGCAGCUUUGAGCUCCCCCAUUCGUGCUAGCACAUCCUGUUUGUGGGCAAGGCGAUGUAGUACGAUGAAUGCUUUAAACAGCUUUGACAGCCUUUCAAAAAGAAUGCAACUCGAUGCUCAUAAUCUUGUAGUCAUAAGGACACCCCACUGGGCUUGGGAUUAUACCAUUAGGUCCUUCAUUUAGUCCUAUAUCUGUAGAGACGAUAACAACACAUUCUACCAUUACAAAAGGUAGAAAACCAGCGCCUUUUUCUGUACAGAAUUCAAAAUAUGGCACAGAAGUUGUUAAAUGAUUUACAUAGAAUAAUAUUUCAAGCCCUUAUUGCCAGCUCCUUCCACAGCUUGUAGACCCCGCAAAAAGACGGCACUGAAAACAGUUCCUUCCUCUGGCUGGGACUAUCCUCUUAAUAUUGGUUUUAGUACACUUUUUUCUUUAUUGGUAAUUGUAAAUCUAUUUAAAUUUAUAUCUAUAUAUGUGGUUUGUGGGGCCUUGGAGCUACUCUGUCUGGAUCACUCUAAUUCUCCUUGUCUGUGUGCCUAUAUCUAUGUAUAUGU